This is a messenger RNA of Aegilops tauschii subsp. strangulata, 585 nucleotides long. The record is from RefSeq and is a predicted model, not a curated record. Lineage: Eukaryota; Viridiplantae; Streptophyta; Magnoliopsida; Poales; Poaceae.
AUGCGGGCAAAGCCGUUUGGGAACUUCGGAGUCGAGUUCUCCGACUACGGCCGCCGCAACUGGCUCGACAAGUACGGGACCGCCGAAGAGGCCGUGCAUGCAUACGACAUGGCAGCAUGGCGUUUCAGCUGGCCGAAGACAUGGCUCAACUUUCUGGAGAUCGAGACCCGGGUAGAUGUGGAGCUCCUCAUGGUGGUGAAUUUCGCGAUACAAUCAACGGAGAAGAAGAAGAACGAGAAAAAGAAGAAGCUGGCUGAGCGCGGGUUCUUCUGGAAGCGCGAGCAUGAGCGGAAGAACAAGGCGGUGAAGAAGGAAGAGGAGGUCGGCCCCUCAAUGGUGAUCCCCAUCGAAUUUGACUCGGAGGACUGGGGUGACUUGGAGGAGGAGGACCAGGAGUGCGACGACCCGAGCAGGAGGAGUUCUGGGAGCGGGAAGCUACGUCCACCGGUGACGCCAAUCGACCCCAACACCUUCCGGCAGGUGCUGCAAAGCCGUCGGCUGCAGGCCGUCAACACCAACCUUGCCUGCUGCCCACGCGGGGAGCCCGAGGUGCUCUUCUCGGCCGCGUCUCCACCACCACCGUAA